CAAGCCCACUGCCCCCACUAGCCAUUGCCAGCACCCAUACUGAGCCAGCAGCUCGACACCCCUAGCCGUUUCAGGACACACAGCCGUUUUCGACCGACACCGCUCGCCGCCCAAGACAUGGACCAGCUCCCCAAGCUCGCGGCCAACCACGUGCCCCUCAGCCCGGUGGGCUUCCUCCCGCGCGCCAAUGCCGUCUACGGCGCCCGCACCUCCGUCGUCUACGGCCGGGUGCGCUUCACCUGGAGCCAGACCCACGAGCGCUGCCGCCGCCUCGCGUCGUCCCUGCUACGCACCCUCGGCGUGCGCAGGAACGACGUCGUCUCCGUGCUCGCGCCCAACGUGCCGGCCCUCUACGAGAUGCACUUCGCGGUGCCCAUGGCCGGCGCCGUCCUCAACACCGUCAACACCCGCCUCGACGCCGCCGCCGUCGCCGCCAUCCUGCGCCACUCCGAGGCCAAGCUCUUCUUCGUCGACUACGACUACGUGCGCCUCGCCAGCGACGCGCUCCAGCUGCUCGCUGCUGCCGGCGCGCCCGUCCCGCUCGUCGCCGUCAUCGACGACCUCGACCGCCCCACCGGCGUCCGCCUCGGCGAGCUCGAGUACGAGGCUCUUGUCGCGCAUGGUGACCCCACGGUGGACCUCCCGCAGCUCCAGGACGAGUGGGACGCGGUCACGCUCAACUACACAUCCGGCACCACGUCCGCGCCCAAGGGCGUGGUCUACAGCCACCGCGGCGCCUACCUCAGCACCACCAGCCUGCUCCUGUCCUGGGAGGUGGGCACCGAGCCGGUCUACCUCUGGACGCUCCCCAUGUUCCACUGCAACGGCUGGACCUUCACCUGGGGCAUGGCGGCGCGCGGCGGCGUCAACGUCUGCAUCCGCGAGAACCGCCCCGCCGAGGUCUACCGCGCCAUCGCCCGCUACGGCGUCACCCACAUGUGCUGCGCGCCCGUCGUCUUCAACAUCCUCCUCGAGGGCGGCGACUCCACCGCGCGGCUCGCCAAGCCCGUCCAUGUCCUCACCGGUGGCGCCCCGCCGCCGGCCGCGCUGCUGGAGCGCGUCGAGAAAAUCGGCUUCCACGUCACGCACGCCUACGGGCUCACCGAGGCCACGGGCCCCGCGCUGGCGUGCGAGUGGCGCGCCCAGUGGGACAACCUGCCGAUCUCGGAGCGCGCGCGCCUCAAGGCCCGGCAGGGCGUCAGCGUGCUCUCCCUCGCCGACGCCGACGUCGUCACCGACGACGACGCGAUGGCCAGAGUGCCGCGCGACGGGAAGACGAUGGGCGAGAUCGUGCUCCGCGGGAGCAGCAUCAUGAAGGGGUACCUCAACAACGCGGAGGCGAACGAGAAGGCGUUCAGGGGCGGGUGGUUCAUGACGGGCGACGUCGGCGUGGUGCACCCGGACGGGUACAUCGAGAUCAAGGACAGGUCCAAGGACGUGAUCAUCUCCGGCGGCGAGAACAUCUGCAGCAAGGAGGUGGAGGAGGCCCUGUUCCGUCACCCGGCCGUGGCCGACGCGGCGGUGGUCGCCAUGCCGCACGCGCACUGGGGCGAGACGCCGUGCGCGUUCGUGGUGGCGAGGGACAAGGCGGCCGGGGUCUGCGAGGACGACGUGAUGGCCUUCUGCCGGAAGCACAUGUCGCGCUUCAUGGUGCCCAAGAAGGUGGUCGUGUGGGACGUCCUCCCGAGGAACGCGCUCGGCAAGGUCGAGAAGGUGAAGCUACGAGAAGCGGCCCGGAAGCUGGUGCCGACCGUGGCAGUGGCGCCGUCGGCACAGAAGACGAAGGGGAAGGCGACGAAGACGGUCGGCGGCGGGCGCCGGGACGAGCACCCGGUGGAGCAAGUCAUGGCCAUGUCAAGGCUAUAGGGCAUGCAGAGCGCCAUCGCCAACAACAAGCACACGUACGUUCCUACGUGCAUUUCUUCGUGUUGUCGUACGGUUUCAAACCAUGGUGGUCAGGUAAUUAAGCGGUCUACGUGUUGGUAAAAAGUACUUAGGAGCUUGGCACCAUGCAUGCAUAUGCAUUGCAUGCGUGCCAACGUUUGCAGAAAUAAGCACGGUGUGCGGUUAAUUAGUGCAGUGGCACCAAACUGUUCUUUGCCCUGUUUUUCUCUUCUGUUUCUGGCGAUCAAUUGGAGCUUUUAUAUAUGUAAUAAUAGCUGUAUACAAUGUAAAUAUCCCGUGUGGAAAUGUGAAGGAAA
Hordeum vulgare subsp. vulgare (domesticated barley) is the source of this 2201-nucleotide messenger RNA. Its product is annotated as trans-cinnamate:CoA ligase, peroxisomal-like. Lineage: Eukaryota; Viridiplantae; Streptophyta; Magnoliopsida; Poales; Poaceae. The record is from RefSeq and is a predicted model, not a curated record. Bases 118 to 1866 code for a protein of 582 amino acids. The transcript has a single exon.